AAGGAGGAGGCGGCUGAAGGCUCUUACCGUGUCGGUAAUGCACAGCGGACCCUCAUCAUUGGACUGAGAGGAAGUAGGAGCGCUGUGAGGUAGGACAAGAAGGGAUAUAAAGGAUUGAGGGGAGUCCACCACACGGGGACUCGAUGAGGCUUAAUAAAGGGCAAAGCUCACCUUUGCUGGACGGUGUUGUAAAGCAAGAGAAACCAGAAGUCAAGAAGAACACCUAAAAGGGUCACCACGAGGGUUCCCACUUUUGGGACCACCCUGAACCCAGGCUGCCAGCCCAGCCCACCGCGAGCCAGGUGAACGGCCUCCACCUCCCCUGCCGCUGCAGGACCUGCUCUUCCAUGAACUUGCCCAGAGCUGAACUCCUUCGCUCCACACCGCCGCGCAGCCUCCGGGGCUCCGACGGGGAAGACGGUGAGAUCGAUAUCCUGGGAGAGGAGGAAGAUGAAGACUACGAGCAGGAAGAGGAAGACGAGGAGGCCGGGGGGAGCCAGCAGUUCCUGGAGCAGCCGGAGCAGCAGGGGGCGCGGCGGGGCGCGAGCGCGCUUCCGGGCGAGCUCACCGUGAGCGGCGACCGCCCGAGCGACUCCCCUGAGUUUGGCACCAAGUUCAGGGCCCCGACGGGGUCUGCGGAGGCCUCCGGGGACGCCCCACCGCCGGCGAAGCCCCCCUACUCCUACAUCGCACUCAUCACCAUGGCCAUCCUGCAGAGUCCGCACAAGCGCCUCACUCUCAGCGGCAUCUGCGCCUUCAUCAGCGGCCGCUUCCCCUACUACCGCCGCAAGUUCCCCGCCUGGCAGAACAGCAUCCGCCACAACCUCUCGCUCAACGACUGCUUCGUCAAGAUCCCCCGCGAGCCUGGCCACCCGGGCAAGGGCAACUACUGGAGCCUGGACCCUGCCUCCCAGGACAUGUUCGACAACGGCAGCUUCCUCCGGCGCAGGAAACGCUUCAAGCGCCCCCACGCGCCCCCAGGAGCCCACCUGCACCACCCCUGCGCCCUGCCCGCGGCACCAGCCGCCCUGCACGGCCCCUACCCAGGCCUGCUGCUCGGGCCGCCAGCCCCGUCGCAGCCUGUCCCGGGGGCCUACCCCACCGCCGUCCCCGGGAGUCGCCAGUUCGCGCUGCUGCACCCUCACCCCCUUCGCUACCUGCUCCUGUCCGCCCCGGCCUACGGUGAGGCGCCGAGUAAAGCGCAGGGCGCGGAUCUGGGGACCGCCGGCGCCCUUCCGGCGUUUCAGUCUUCAAAGGGCUCCCAGCCGUGGGAGGAGGGCAAGGUGCCCGCGUCGCGGCCGGGAGGCGGAUGCAUUUCCUUCAGCAUCGAGAGUAUCAUGCAAGGGGUCCGAGGAGGGAGUACAGGGGACGCGCAGAGUCAGCCCACGAUCCCGUGGGGCUACUGCCACCUCCUGCAGCGCCCGUCUGGCCUGUUGAGCUCCCAGGCCGCUGCCCCCUUGCUCCACGUGUCCGCCGCAAACGCUGCCCGGACGAUGUUGCAACAGCAACAGCAACAGCAGCAGCAGCAGCAGCAGCAGCAGCAGCAGCAAGACUGUGCCAACAAAGGCUCGUUGCUAAGCAGGCACCUGUCGGCCGCCGCGGCGCUGCAGGGGUGUCAACCGGGAGCAGAGGACUCUAGGCUGAAGUCGGGCGGAGAGGGGACCUCGCCGGCCUUUUGAGGAGCACCCACACCCUGCCCUGGCACCAGCUCCGCAGGGCGGACCUGGAGCCAAGCUGGAGAGCUGAGCGAGCGGGAUCCCGCACUCCCCGCCCCGACCUUGCGCACACUGGACUACGGUGGUCGUGUGCAUCGCCAUCCCGCAGCAGAGCAACAACCAAUUUCGGUUCGCCGCGCAAUAUUUACAAAGGAAAAGUUACAUUCUGUUCCCUUAAGACAAUCUGAAAAUAAACUUCCGAUGACGUCACGUCUCACCUUUUCUUUUCCAGUCUCCAGUGUGGCUUCCAGGGCUUGCCCGAUUUGUUCAUUUCCACAGGAACUAUGAACGUGAGUGGGGCAUUUUGGUAGUAAAAGAAAAAAAGAAGAUACAGUGUCCAACGCACAUGGUUCCCCUUCUUCACUCCCAAGGAACUGCAAGUAUUAUUCCCAAAUCCAGUGCAAAAUGCUCAUGCCCUUUAUGUCUUCCUGAAAGCGAUGUGUAACAUAAGAAUUUUAAUUUCAGAGCAUUUAUUUCUGAUCUGUGUGUCUGAUGUGCCAAC
Molecule: messenger RNA, 2217 nt
Organism: Rhinolophus ferrumequinum (greater horseshoe bat)
Lineage: Eukaryota; Metazoa; Chordata; Mammalia; Chiroptera; Rhinolophidae
Product: forkhead box protein D4-like 1
Exons: 1
Coding region: 348-1679 (443 amino acids)
Biological process (GO): regulation of transcription by RNA polymerase II; anatomical structure morphogenesis; cell differentiation
Molecular function (GO): RNA polymerase II cis-regulatory region sequence-specific DNA binding; DNA-binding transcription factor activity, RNA polymerase II-specific
Source: RefSeq, a predicted model, not a curated record